Armigeres subalbatus is the source of this 1396-nucleotide messenger RNA. It is a transcript of the gene ppk29, whose product is annotated as sodium channel protein Nach. The record is from RefSeq and is a predicted model, not a curated record. Lineage: Eukaryota; Metazoa; Arthropoda; Insecta; Diptera; Culicidae. Bases 1 to 1194 code for a protein of 397 amino acids. Gene Ontology annotation, molecular function: ligand-gated sodium channel activity. Gene Ontology annotation, cellular component: plasma membrane. Gene Ontology annotation, biological process: sodium ion transmembrane transport. The transcript is spliced from 11 exons.
AUGGCGCUAAUCUUGCUGUAUACCCUGGAAAGUUUUGAUGAAACAGUAAAUAUUAAUAUUGAAACAUCGUAUUUGCGAUGGAACAAUACAUUCCCUGCUACGUCGAUCUGCUACACAAAAGGGCGAAGUUUGAAAUCUAUUGGAACCUUUUUAGAAGCACAUUGGGCAGAAAACAAUCUGAGUAAACCUGCAAGGUUUUCCAGUUUUUUACGUCUUGCGCAAAACUAUUUGUUCGUCAGUCCCAGUAACAACAUUGACGACCGUGGAAUGAUGUGUAGUGGAAUGAAUGAAACUUGUAAUCUGGAUCUGGCAACUAUGCAAGAAUUGUUUUUCCCCAAAUCAUGUUCGGAAAUUUUCAUCGAUGUUUGGUUUCUUGGAAAAUCAUAUAGGUGUGAAGACAUAUUUCAACCAUUUUACACAGAAAUGGGACCCUGCUAUGUAUCGAACAGUAUUUUCUCUUACAAAAUGGAUUAUGAAAAAUUACCAUUAAAAUACACUUAUGAAAAUGAUAGAAAAACAUUCGAAUUUCAGUACAAAGAAAUAGAGGCAAUCAAUUUUGUGCUGUUUAUUCAUAGCCCCGAAGAACUUCCGUAUUCGUUAAUGCCACCAUUCAGACUUCGGAAAUAUGGAGCAUUCAUGCACUACACAUUGAAUACUAUCGAAGUUUACAAUCAUGUGGAUGUCAAAGAUGAGCCUAUCAACAAAAGAGAAUGUCGUUUUCCAAAUGAAAAUAUAACAGCGCGGUUGCCAUAUAGCUUUACCAAUUGUUUUCUUAUUAAAAGAAUAGAAAUGGAACUCGCUCAAUGCAACUGCACAAUACCAACAUCACCGGUUGAAUACGAAUCAAAGUACUGCAAUUUCACGGGACUUGGAUGUAUAGCAAGAGCUAACAUACUAGUCGCAGUUAAGGAAACGCUUUUCGGAGACAAGGAUUCAUGCAUUCAGUCGUGCUUAGAAAUGGAAAUCAACUUGUUGGGCGACAACACUUUCAACAUGGACGAUCUAAAUGCACCAGGCCACGUGAUGUUGGAAAUAAUGAACGUACCGACAAGUAGAUACGAAAGAUCUGUAUCACAUACUAAUUUGGAUUUCAUAGUAUCUCUAGGAGGAGUCGGAGGCCUAUUUUUUGGAGUAUCACUACUAAGCAUUGUGGAAAUUUUCUAUUUUUGGUUACGACGAUCAUCAAUAAUUUAACUUUUCGGAACUCGCAUAGUCCUGGAUCACUGAUGCAGUCUCGACUGCGUUUAUGAAUGAUAGGCGCGCUGUUUUUUCUUGCUAUAACCACGACCGAAAAAAAAACUCGGCGGUACGAAAAUCAUUUUUUGUUAAAUAUCUUGGCUGUGCAUACGCAAGCACAUGUUUGGAAAUGAACAAAUUGAUAUGAAAUUUGCCAAAA